AUGUCAAAAACACUUGAAAGGGCAUCGCUAAAGCAUCACAGGCCGUUUACCAGCGCGACAAGCCGACCUCCGCGAGGGCAUCGCCCACUUUCCACGAUGGCCAUGCACAAGUGCCGACCCAGCAGCAAGGACUCGCUCGCCGACAUGCACCCUCGAGGGGAGAGCACAUCGCUUUGGGGAUCAGACACAAAGAAUGGCUGCACGAACGAGCACGUCGAGCCCCAAGACGACGAGACGACGAUGGACACUGUGCGGUGGUUGCAUCUCGGACAGAGCACCGCUGCUCAUUCAUGUCGAGAAUGGCUCGCGCCCGAGAUUGUUGACUGUGAGAUGUGGAAGCCGUGCUGGGCCAACUGGGGCAGCUUUUUGACAUCUGUACGCCUCUCAGCCAAACAAGCCGCCGAGCAGAGAUACAUGCUCAAGAUCCCAAACCUGCCCGACCCCCUCGACAUCUCGACAAGUUUCAGCUGGUACUUGGCGAUGGAGGUAUUGUGGGCGGAGCUGGGACUGAACCCUCGCUUCUGGUGCCACUGUCCCCCGCCCGUCAUCCUGGUGUGCAGUGCCGAACAGGCAGUCAGGUGCCAGGCCAACGGCUGGAUCGACUCGGUAGCCUUGGAGCAUACCAUCUGCAGCAGCCAAAAUGAAACUGAAAUCGACAACAUGGAGCUGGAUAUUGUCGAGUAUGCUUCAACCGAGGCUGGCAAGGCAGCACAACCAAUACCUCCUGACCAGUUCGAGGCGAUGUUUGGCAAGGGCGAACUCGAGUUUGCCAUGUAUGGAAACGAUCAGGAGGCGCUCGGCGACGAAUUCAACGAAGAUGAAACCAACCACGAGGUCAUGGUUGGCGGUCUGGGCGACAAAGAACUCGGAGACGACUGCCGUUUGUGGGUUGAGGCAUGCAAGUUCUUCCGCCACGAUAUCGCAGAUAAAGAAACUGGUGUGCGGCUACCGGGCUUGACGAAGCCUUCUCGGAACUACCAAAUGCUCGACGCCUACAAGAUGCUCCGAGUAAGCGACUCCAUAACCUUCAACGGAACCCUCAACGCCUGCAAACCCGGCCUUGGAAAAACAUUUGAAGUGUUAAUGACGGCUGCUGUGAUAGCCCUAGCCCAUCUCAGUCGGGACCACUACAAGAGCAACAAGGACGAACACAAUGCACGGGGCCCAGGAGUUUGCGCCCUCAAUCACCCCUUCGGAAUACACUGUUACUGUGACCCGAACAGUUUGACUCGACAAAUCUGCCAGAGGACGACCAGAGCGCCGCAGCUCGUUGUGGCUCCGGCAGGCAUUGUCACGCAGUGGAUCAGCGAGGCGCACGACAAGCUUGAACACAAUGUGGUGUUCAAGAGUGGGAACAAAGUGAUCCAAGUCCUCGACCAGCCGCUGUUGUUAAUGGGGUGGGCUCACGGCGGCACCGUGCACCACAGCAACAAGUACAUCAAAGCACGCCAACCCGUUCAUCUCUCCGACUUUCAGGCCCAACUCCAAGUAACUGGGUAUCUGGAGGAAAAAACAAAAUACCGACGCAAGAUACUCAAAGAGCGCAACAAACACCUCAAGAAAAACGAGAAGCCCCUAGAAAAGAUUGACGACAACGAGCUCUACUCCUUCACCAUGAAGGAGCUCAGCAAACUCGAAGGUAUGACGUUGAAGAUCACGUAUCCCUCGAAGCUCCCAACAACAGACAUUGGUUCAGAGCGUCUGGUCCUUGUGUGCAGCUCCAACAUCAUAUCUCAUGGAAGCUUCGAUACAUUGUUCAGACAGGCUAUCCAGGUAUCUGAACACAAAAGAGGUAGCCCCCGAACCAUAUCCGUCUUGAGAUGCUUCCGGCCAUCCGCAGUGUAUUACGACGAGUGGACGGAGGCAAAGGGGAAGGACACCAAGAUGAUCCAAGUUCUCAACGACAUUUGCUCCAACGACACACACAGACAGAGGCCAUUGGUGUCCCUCCUGAGCGGGACUCCCAUGCCUCGGGGACCGAAAGACCUCGUCGGCGUUUUGCCGCUUAUCUCGAUGGAGGAGAACGUCGACCAGACUCUAGAAGAACUACUUGCAGCCUACCUGGCUGCAUAUAAGAGCAUGGGAGACAUGGCCGGUUUGAUGGACCCAGACUCGGGAUUGGUUAAUGCCUGGAGGGAGUCCCGGAACAAGCACCUCAGCGGCUGCAUGUUCGAGCGGUACUUUGGCAUGCCGUUCCUCGACGGCACGGUUCACGACCCACGCCCACAGCUGUUGCGCUACCCCGAAAAGUACUGCAAGACCGACGAGCAACAUGCCACCAAGCUCGAUGACAUGAAGCAGGCGCUCCGCAAGGUCAUCGAAAACUCCCGAAAGGCGGACGGAACCAUCGCCAUAUCCAAAUUGUCCAAGACCAGAGAGUUCCAGACCAUGCUCCGCUGCUCCGUGAUGCCCGGAAUCGCUGCCCUGCCCAGCGACGAGUGGGUUAAAGUGGAACGCGACUUUACGGCCGCCGCCAACUACGCCAGACAGCACAUUGCCAGUCUGGCAUGUGCUCAGCUCACCGCCGUGGAGCAGGUGGUCAGACAGCGACACGAGGGCAAGGUUGCCCAUGGUUUGGUCAUGACAAUGUACCCCCUCAAUGCGAGCAUUGUCGCGUCAUGGCUAACUCAUCGGAUGGGAGAUGCGGUCCACGUCGCCGAGGUGACGUCCACGUUGAAGCCCGACAAGAGGCGUAAGUUUGUCAAGGCCUUGGAGGAGAAGGCAUUGAAAAACCCCAACCGACCCAUUGUGGUUGUCUCUACAUACACUCUCCUCUCGACUGGCAUUGACGGCCUCCAGACAUUCGCCUCUUACCUUGUCAAACUGGGAGCGCCUUGGAAUAAUAAAUACAUUGAGCAGGCGGAGGGGCGCAUUCACCGAUCAGGGCAGAAGGAAUUGGUACGGAUGUUUUCCAUCCACGGCGAUGAGGGUUCACUGGAUUGGGAACUGAGCCUCAAGAACAACAGAAAUUUCAAGCUGCUCGGCAAGGACGGUAUAAUCAGCAGUAUGCAAGGACGAAGGGACGAUGUCCCCUUGUUUGUAGAACGUUACCUUGAGCACAGUGUGUGGAGGCUCAUCAAUGUCAUCCAAUUCAUCUUCCGUGGCCAGAUCCAGAGUGUUGAAUUAACGUCAGAUGAUCGACCCCUCCCACCCUCAGCAGCCACAGACCCGAACUUACAGAAACUAUCAAGUUUAUGCAAUCGGAGCGACGAGGAUAUGGCGCCAGAUACACCUUCUAGUCACAACACAACCGCCUCUCGUUUAUUUCAGCACACCUACGCCGGCUUCAUGUUGCAGUCUCUCGGCAACCCCCGAGCGCCAGCCGUCUCCAUUGUCAUGUAUUCGGCCCACCUCGCCUCGCCUACAUAUGUACAUCUCACAACCAGUCAAGUGGUCUCCAUCAAUCGCUGCGACUCGGAGCAUCAGCAAAUUCCUGCAUCCAAUCCGGCCAUCGCUUGGGCUGAGGGCAACUUGCAAUAUCCACUGUCAAGCACACGCUUUCAGCUUCUCCUCCCUUGA
Ilyonectria robusta is the source of this 3519-nucleotide messenger RNA. RefSeq lists its product as uncharacterized. The record is from RefSeq and is a predicted model, not a curated record. Lineage: Eukaryota; Fungi; Ascomycota; Sordariomycetes; Hypocreales; Nectriaceae. The transcript is spliced from 5 exons. Bases 1 to 3519 code for a protein of 1172 amino acids.